Messenger RNA from Propithecus coquereli (Coquerel's sifaka), 2098 nucleotides. It is a transcript of the gene ARMCX2, whose product is annotated as armadillo repeat containing, X-linked 2. The record is from RefSeq and is a predicted model, not a curated record. Gene Ontology annotation, molecular function: protein binding. The transcript has a single exon. Gene Ontology annotation, cellular component: mitochondrion. NCBI's taxonomy places the organism in Eukaryota, Metazoa, Chordata, Mammalia, Primates, Indriidae. Bases 106 to 2058 code for a protein of 650 amino acids.
GCAGAAUUUGCAAGCCCAAGCUGAAGAGCCUCGUCCAGACGUGAACACAUCCACUUGGGCAAGCCAGUUCUGCACCCUGGAUCGGAAAAUCACCCUAGCUGCGCCAUGAGCCGUGUUCGGGAUGCUGGCUGCGUAGCGGCAGGGAUAGUGAUCGGAGCUGGUGCCUGGUACUGUGUCUACAAAUACACCAGGGGAAGAGACCAGACGAAAAAGAGAAUGGUCAAGCCCAAGAACCGGGCUGUGGCUGGGACUGGAGCCAGGGCUAGAGCUGGGCUAAGGGCCGGAUUCACAAUUGACCUUGGGCCAGGAUUCAGUCCCCCAACCCCAGUCAGCGCUGGGACAGAGGACAGAGCCCAGGAUGAAGCCUCUGCUCUGAAGGCGGCUGGAGCUGAGGCAGUGGCCCCAGCUGCAUCCAGCAUUGAGGUUCAGAGUGGGGCAGGAAGUCGGGCCCCAGAGGCAGAUGGGGCCAGGGUUGGGCCUAAGACCGAAUCAGUAGUUGGGGCUGCAGUGGCUUCUGCAAUAGCACCACCUCCCGGGGUGGCAGAGGCUCCCGCAGCUGCAGAGGCCCCUGUAAUGACAGGGACUCCCAAAAUGGCAGAAGCCCCCAGCACAGGGGAGGCUCCCAGGGCAGCGGCACCUCCCAGGACAGUGGCACCUCUUGGGACAGUAGCCCCUACUGAGGUGGCAGCACCCAUUGAGGCAACUGAGGCUCCCAAGGUGGCAGCGCCUACCAGGGUGGCAGCACCUACCAGGGUAGCAGCGCCUACCGAGGUGGCAGAGGCUCCGGGAGUGGCAGUGCCUCCCGAAGCAGCUGAAGCUCCUGUGCCCACAAUGCCUACUGGGACAGCAGCACCUACUGGGGCUGCAGAGGUUCCUGGGACUUCAGGGUCCUCUAGAACAGCGGCAGUUCCUGGAACUGCUGCUGCCAAGAAAGCAACCCCUGGGGCUCACACUGGGGCUAUACCUAAGGCCGGGUCAGCGACUGGAGCUGUACCCAAAGGUGGAGCCAAGGGUGGAACCAGGUCCCGAAAUGGGGGCAAGGGCAAGGGCAAGAAAAGCAAGGUUGAAGUAGAUGAAUUGGGAAUGGGCUUCCGACCUGGAGAUGGGGCUGCAGCAGCUGCUGCAGCCUCUGCUAAUGGGGGACAAGCUUUCCUGGCGGAGGUCCCUGACUCUGAGGAAGGGGAGUCCGGGUGGACUGACACAGAGUCGGAUUCAGACUCUGAGCCUGAGACCCAGCGCAGAGGCAGGGGCAAAAGACCUGUUUCAAUGCAGAGGCGCCCCUUUCCUUAUGAAAUUGAUGAGAUUCUGGAUGUCCGAGAUCUCAGGAAAGUCCUUGCCUUGCUUCAGAAAUCAGAUGAUCCUUUCAUCCAACAGGUAGCUUUGCUCACCCUGAGCAACAAUGCCAAUUAUUCAUGCAACCAAGAGACAAUUCGAAAAUUGGGAGGCCUCCCAAUUAUUGCAAACAUGAUCAACAAAACUGAUCCCCACAUUAAGGAAAAAGCCUUAAUGGCCAUGAAUAACCUGAGUGAGAAUUAUGAAAAUCAGGGCCGGCUUCAGGUAUACAUGAAUAAAGUGAUGGAUGAUAUCAUGGCCUCUAACCUGAACUCAGCAGUACAGGUAGUUGGACUAAAAUUUUUAACAAACAUGACGAUUACUAAUGACUACCAGCACCUGCUUGUCAAUUCCAUUGCAAACUUUUUCCGUUUGCUAUCUCAGGGAGGUGGAAAAAUCAAGGUUGAGAUUUUGAAAAUACUUUCGAAUUUUGCUGAAAAUCCAGAUAUGCUCAAAAAACUUCUCAGUACCCAAGUGCCAGCAUCAUUUAAUUCCCUCUAUAAUUCUUACGUGGAAUCAGAAAUUCUUAUUAAUGCUCUUACCUUGUUUGAGAUCAUCUAUGACAAUCUCAGAGCAGAAGUAUUCAAUUACAGAGAAUUUAAUAAAGGUUCCCUUUUUUACUUAUGCACUGCAUCUGGAGUGUGCGUUAAGAAAAUUCGAGCCUUAGCAAAUCACCACGACCUCUUGGUGAAAGUGAAAGUUAUAAAACUAGUGAACAAAUUCUGAUUGGCUAUGUGCUCUCAAAAGACUUGAAGAAAUUUCUUGG